AUGCACCGGGCAGUACCCGCAUCCCCAAACUUCCACAGCAAGAUCCGUACCAGGAUGAUCUUCUAUGAUUUCCGAAGGCUGCUACCAACACCGAGACGUGUGGUGCGCAAAUCCAUCGCCAGAGUCCUGACUGUUAUCAAUCAGACCCAGAAGGAGAACUUGAGGAAGUUUUAUAAGGGCAAAAAGUAUAAGCCUCUUGAUCUGCGGCCAAAGAAGACUCGUGCCAUGCGACGCAGGUUAAAUAAACAUGAAGAAAAUCUGAAGACCAAAAAACAGCAGCGAAAAGAACGUUUGUACCCUGUCCGGAAAUAUGCCAUCAAGGCAUAAACCUGCAGUGUGCCGAAAGUUCUUAAUUACAUUGGCUGAGUAUGUCUCAUUAAAUAGAUUUUUGUUUG
Molecule: messenger RNA, 395 nt
Organism: Nipponia nippon (crested ibis)
Lineage: Eukaryota; Metazoa; Chordata; Aves; Pelecaniformes; Threskiornithidae
Source: RefSeq, a predicted model, not a curated record